This is a messenger RNA of Pieris macdunnoughi, 507 nucleotides long. NCBI's taxonomy places the organism in Eukaryota, Metazoa, Arthropoda, Insecta, Lepidoptera, Pieridae. The record is from the annotation of a GenBank genome assembly.
AUGGAAGUUAUAAAACUGGUCGGUAAAUAUUUAAAUGUACCCGUAGGUCCUUUGUGUUAUAACACUGACAAGAUACCGACUACGGUAUUAGACAAGCAGAGUGUGGAAGGUUUUGCGACAAUUAUAUUACAUUUGACAUCUAAAAGUGGAUACAGUAUGAGUCAAGAAGAGUUACUUAUAAGCUAUCAGUGGCUGGAACACAUUGCUAUGUAUAGUAAUCAAGCUUCUUCUAAUCCUACUUUUGCUAAGAAUUUUCUCCAGGGUAUUAACAGAGCUCUAGAAAAGAAAUCCUAUUUGACUGGAAAUAAUCUAACAACAACUGACAUAGCUGUAUUUUAUGUUGUACAGCCUCUUGUGGGAAACUUAACCAUAUUGGAGCAGGAAUCAUUGCUACACCUAAGUAGAUGGUGUAAACAUGUACAAGCGCAACCAAAAGUGUGUUCUCAUUGUGCCCCAAUCCCAUUAAAUACUUUGAAUCUACAUAUUCUCGCACCUGCAGUACAUUAA